Molecule: messenger RNA, 1739 nt
Organism: Triticum aestivum (bread wheat)
Lineage: Eukaryota; Viridiplantae; Streptophyta; Magnoliopsida; Poales; Poaceae
Product: probable glycosyltransferase 5
Exons: 1
Coding region: 105-1490 (461 amino acids)
Biological process (GO): xyloglucan biosynthetic process
Cellular component (GO): endosome; membrane; trans-Golgi network
Molecular function (GO): xyloglucan 6-xylosyltransferase activity; UDP-xylosyltransferase activity; hexosyltransferase activity
Source: RefSeq, a predicted model, not a curated record
UCGUGAUCCCCAUUCUUACUUGGUUCGUAGUGGGAAGUGGGAACAAGAGCGUGCCAUGCACCACUCGAGCUCGACUCCCCUCUCCCGUUGACGACGUUCGCCACAUGAUGGUUAAACCAUCGCCGAUGGAAGGUGCGUGCAACGCGCGGCGCCGGACAGCUUCUGUGGCUAGCGACAGCAUAGCAGUGAUGGCGGAGCAGCACGACGGCAAGCCGGCCAACGGCGUGCGCUGGCGGCCGCACUACGGCUGCCCGGCAGCGGGAAGCACCACCAUCCCCCUCGUGUUCCUUCUCUUGCUCACCGGCGCGCUGCUCCUCAUCCUCGGCCCGACCGACUCCAUCCUCACCCUCCCCAGCCUCCGCGUCGUGUUCAGCAACCCCAUCCACAUUGCCACCGCAGCUCCGCCAGCGGUGCCGCCCGCAGCCGCCAACGUGAGCGACGAAGACAUCGGCCUCCCGCCGCCCCGGCAGCUCACGGACCCGCCCUACUCGCUGGGCCGCACCAUCCUGGACUACGACGCGCGCCGGUCCGCGUGGCUCGCCGCGCACCCGGAGUUCCCCGCGCGCGUGCCGCCCGCGGGCCGGCCGCGGGUGCUGGUGGUGACCGGGUCCGCGCCGGCACGGUGCCCCGACCCGGACGGCGACCACCUGCUGCUGCGCGCGUUCAAGAACAAGGCGGACUACUGCCGCGUCCACGGCCUGGAGGUGUACUACAACACGGCGUUCCUGGACGCGGAGAUGACCGGGUUCUGGGCGAAGCUGCCGCUGCUGCGGUCGCUGAUGAUGGCGCACCCGGAGGUGGAGCUCCUGUGGUGGGUGGACUCGGACGCGGUGUUCACGGACAUGCGGUUCGAGCUGCCGUGGGAGCGCUACGCGGCGCACAACCUGGUGCUCCACGGCUGGGAGGCCAAGGUGUACGAGGAGAAGAGCUGGGUGGGCGUCAACACCGGCAGCAUCCUCAUCCGCAACUGCCAGUGGUCGCUCGACCUCCUCCACGCGAUGGCACCCAUGGGGCCCCGCGGCCCCGUGCGCGACAGCUACGGCGAGCUCUUCGCCAGGGAGCUCUCCGGCCGCCCGCCGUUCGAGGCCGACGACCAGUCGGCGCUCAUCUACCUGCUCGUCACGCAGCGGGAGAGGUGGGGGGACAAGGUCUUCUUCGAGAACUCGUACGAGCUCAACGGCUUCUGGGAGCUCAUCGUGGACAGGUACGAGGAGCUGCGGCGGGAGGGCGCCUGGCCGCUCGUGACGCACUUCGUCGGGUGCAAGCCGUGCCGGCGGUACGCCGACAGCUAUCCGGCGGACCGCUGCCGCCUCGGGAUGGAGCGCGCCUUCAACUUCGCCGACGACCAGAUACUGAGGCUGUACGGGUUCGGCCACGAGUCGCUCAACGGCACCGCCGUGCAGCGCGUCAGGAAUGAGACCGGCGGGCCGCUGGACGCGGAAGACGAGGAGCUCGGUCGGCUGUUGCACCCCACGUUCAGGGCAACUUAGACGACGACUUAGCCUGGAAUCGACUCUUGUUUUGUCGUGGCUGGCUUCUUCUUUUCCCAUGUUGUUUUCAGUCUGAUGUUUAGUUUAUAAUAGAGAACUCAAUAGUACUAGGACUCGAGUCGAGUCCAGGGAUUUUGCCUUCUCUUUAUCGAUGAUUUACCCGGUCUACUAUACAAACCCAGUGAUCUGGUAGGGCAUUUCCUUUACCAUAAUUUACACGUUAGCAUUUGCUUUCUCUAACAAGGCUCU